CAUGCAGAAUUAUAUUUAUACACCAAGAAAGGUUGAUACCAAAAUUCACUGAAUUACAGUCAGCAGUAGAUUUGUACACACAAGUAUUAUUAAUACAUACUUACAUAAGUAUCUUUCAUCGAAGACUAAUCAAAUGCAUACAUAAGUGCAUAUGUAAAUAUGUACAUAUGCAUGUGGACCUCUUGCAAUAUGUUGACACAUUUGAUCCAUGGAGUAAUACACAUUUUUCAUCGAAUACGAACUUCUUGGAAAUGAGCUAUCUUAUCAUAUUUAUUGCAUUAACUGCAAUUUCGCUAAAUAUGUCAAAUGCAUAAUAUGUAUUUGUACACUAAAAAAGAAGGAUAGUUUGACAUUAGAGUUUCCUGUUUACCAAGAAUGCUUCGGUCACUUAUUUGGGAAAGGCAUUCAAAGAUUUCAUUGCUCCUCUUUUUCGUUGGGGUAUGUGUCCUGAUGUCUGCACGCGAAUCAGAAGCCGUGUGGGGUGCAGUCGCCAGAGGUGCGAUCAAUAUUGGACGGAAGAUUGGUGGGAGUGGAAAACCUGUUCAACAUUUUAAAAAUUUACCUAAUCGAAAGGCUGCUGAAAAUGCGGCAAGGAAUGCAGGGAAAGGAAAUACUCCAGUACGCCACACCCCUCACCAACCAGGACAAACACCUCAUUUCCAUCCGGCUGACCGAAACGGGAACAUCAUCAAGGAUGGGUCUCAUUACGGAUAUCCAAACAAAGGAUAAUUUAAUUUUAAGACCGAGUCGUUGCCAGGAACUCAAGAAAUUUGUGUUAUUCGGAUUUACUUGUUGUAGCUUAACAUUAAAUGCAUUAUUAUAAAUUCACAACAAUAGUGUGCAAUCAUUAAAUAAAUCCUAAAAUUUUCUUCAAGCUAA
Messenger RNA from Folsomia candida, 879 nucleotides. RefSeq lists its product as uncharacterized. Lineage: Eukaryota; Metazoa; Arthropoda; Collembola; Entomobryomorpha; Isotomidae. The transcript is spliced from 3 exons. The record is from RefSeq and is a predicted model, not a curated record. The coding region runs from base 376 to 729 and encodes 117 amino acids.